UGGCCAGAAAAGAGUGCACUCUCGUUCCGAGAGUGGACUCUAUCCCGUUAUCAGUGAUAUCAACUGCUAGAAAGAGAGAGAGAGAAAGAGAGAGAGGGUGUCCAUAACCGGGCGGAAGGCUCUGUCAAGCUUCAGUCGGGCAAUGAUUAUCGAAAGCGUCAACAACGACGAAAGAGAGAGAGAUGACGAGUUAAACUCCGAUGCGUGUUUUCCAUACAUUUUUUAUUAUCAACGACGAGAGGGAUUCGCAGACGUCCGAUGAUAUCGCCAUUCAAUAAAAUAUGACCCUUGAAAAAUUCUGGGUAUCAUCAUUUAUUAUCACUCUUUGCAUAUUUCGCAAUGAUGGUGCGUCAUCUACAUCACAGGAUGAGACAACGAUGUCGGUCUUCGAAUCGAAUUAUGAUUCUGGAUCGACGAAAAACAGUCUCUUAAACUAUGAUUCUGCUGAAUCUGUGAAAAAUUUUAUCAGUUUUGAGAAUGACGACUUUGAAGUUACGAAGACCAAAAAUUAUGAAUUUAUUACUGCGAAUUUUUUCAUCGAAUCUACCACCGAACUGACAACUAAUUCCCAGCCAAACACCGAUGAUUCUUCAUCGCCUUCAACAAUCGAUCAAACUACGCAAUCGAAGUCUACUACUACUAUCGACGAUGUGACUUCUACGGAUAACAACACGAUUUGCCUAAAUUGGCUAGAAAACACAAGUGAUAUAAAUAAGGAGAUACUUGAUUUGAAGAUAAACGAUACAAGUACAGAAUGGAUCGCUCUCUCGUGGGAAUCCCCGUGCAACGAUGCGACAAUCAUUCCGAUAAUGUAUCAUAUCGAGAGAUGCAAAGGCAAAAAUUGUAAGGAGACAAAUGAAACUGAUACAUGGCACAACGCCACUGAUCUCGAUCCAUGUACAUUGUAUAAGUUUAAGGUCAAAAUUCUUACGGAUUUCUGGGAAUCUGAAGGAAUCAAUUUAUCAGCAACAACAAAACACACUAUUCCCGAAAUCGGAGAUGUACUCGAGCUAAGUGUACAAAACGUCAGUGUUAACAUUGUCCAAUUAACUUGGCAACCGCCCGCGGUGCACGAAACAUGCAUAUCUAAUUACUUGAUUACACAGUGCGACAGUGAAAAAUCUUGCAACGAGACCGUGGUCUUCACCACGAAUUAUACCGCCGACAACCUUGAACCGUGCACGCGAUACCACUUCACUGUCAAAACGGUAACGCAAACUGUGCAAUCCGCCGGAGUGAACCAGACUGCGAAAACAGCUUCACCGAAACUAUUAGGGCCACGAGAUUUGAAGAUAGAGCCUGGAAAUUUUUCACUUCACGUCUCCUGGAAACCACCAAAGUUCGACGCACUUUGUCUAAAACAUUAUCAUGUAACCAUAUUUUCUAAGAAAUUUAACUUUCACGAAAAUACCACGGAAACAAGUAUACAAAUUGGGGACUUAAACGCUUGCGCGACGUACGAAGUGUACAUCAACACUGUGAAUGAAGACGACAUUGAUGGGGAAACGGCGAAGAAAAGUGGUACCACACGUGAAUCCAAAACAAAUCCACCAGUGCAUAAAGGCUUACCGAUCACGAACGCGAAUAACAUAUCGAUGAUCUGGAUGAUCGAGAAGGAGAACAACAAUCUGUGCACAUUGGACACGAUAAUAACUUCAUGUAAUUAUACAGGAAGCAAUGGGAGCGGCUAUAACCCUAUAACCCAUAGUCUAUCUAUAACGAAGAUCGAUUCAGAUACAGUCGUAAUAAAUACAACUGUGGCGAACUUGAGUCCCUUUACAAGUUAUACUUGCAGCGCGUGUACCGUUAAUACCGCGGGAUGCAGCGACUCCAGCGAUGAAAUCAAUGCUACGACGUUAGAAAGUGUGCCAUCUUCGCCUGAAUUUACGUUCGACAAUGUUACCGACUCGCAGUUCACUUUGAAUUGGGAAUUACCGGAGUAUUUGCCUGGUAAUUUGGAAGAGUUUGAGAUAGUGAUAACUGAUUGGAAAGCGCUUUAUCCGAUUCCGAAUUGGUGCGUUCGCGAAGAACCAAAAAGGCCCAUUAAACGAAACGUAAGCGGCAGCAUAUUUGAUUAUACUUAUUUCGAAGCAAAAGCAUACACAAAUUAUACCAUAUGCAUGAGGGCAAGAACAGGAGCUGGAUGGAGCGAUUGUGGCCGUCCUCAAAUUAUUAAAACAAGUAGCAUAGUUUCAGAAGCAAUCUCGAAAUUCAAUUCCUCUUCUAUCAUUAUUAAAGAGAGUUCGCACAACAGCAACGUGUUGGAUACAAUUGUAACGUGGGGUCUGCCGUGUUCUUUAAACGGUGAACUCGAAUUCUUUAAUGUUUCGGUUUACGGUAUCCGUUCCGGAGAGGAAUAUCUGCCUCAUUCCUUUUAUAGAAAGCACAAAUGCGCGGAGUACAUUGAUAACGAUUAUAUGUGCUCGAUAAAUCUCAACGAACUGAAAGGGGAAUAUAAUUACACCUUCACGAUAUCCACCAAAGUUAAGGGUAUCGAUACUCUCAAGUCAACGAAUUUAAGCAAGCCGUAUCCUGCCGGCAUACCACCGCAACCCGACGAUGAGUACAUCAAAUCAAUCACCAUAGAUCCGUAUAAGAUGCGCAGAUCCACAACUACGGCUGCUGUCUUACUACCCCUAUUCCCUGAUACCAACGGAGAUAUCAAGUAUUACGCCAUCAUGGUAUCGGAGAAGGGAUACAAUAAUGUUCAAUCGAACACGAGAUUCGAUGUGAAAAAUAAGUUCUGGCCCAAUGUGUCUUCUUGGGAGGAAGCGAUGAUAAGAGAUUUCUCCAUAACGUAUCAAGCGACGUGGCCGCAGUGGGAUUCUUAUCUGAGCCACAUCGUUGAUUACGGUCACAUAAAAGCCAUCAAGUAUACGAUCGGUGAGGACACCGAUUGUAAGGAAGUUUCGGCAAAUACGAACAGGCAAUUGUAUUGUAAUGGACCUCUCAAACCGGACACGUGGUAUCACGUUAGAAUGAGGGCGUUUACUUAUGGUGGUUACACCGAUUCCGACGUGUUUCAAAUAAAAACGAACGCGGAGCUGAAUGUCGCUCUUGUGGUCGGGGCCGUCUUCGGCAUCCUCUUCGUCGGGAUACUGGUGACGAUGAUGUUGCUCGUGCGAAAAUGCUCGCCGUACAUAGUAUUGCGAAGAUUCUUGCAUUCCGACAUGCCCGGUUCGCCAGUGCCCGCCCCGUUCACCAGAAAGAAAUUUAUCAGCCAUUGUCAACAACUAGUUGACAAUCCUGGAAAAUUGAGCAAUGAAUUUCGACUGCUUCAGACUCUCAGCGUCGAUUUGCAGAUGCCUACCAACACCGCUUGCUUGCAGGCUAAUCGAAAAAAAAAUCGCUACUCUGACAUUUUACCCUAUGAUUUCUCAAGAGUAAAGCUGGAAAUGAUAGAUAAUGAUCCUAAUACAGAUUAUAUUAAUGCAUCAUUCAUUAGGGGAUUUUCGGGUGAGGACGAAUAUAUAGCUUGUCAAGGUCCGAAGGAGGAAACCACUUAUGACUUUUGGAGGAUGAUCGAUCAAUACAAUAUUAAUAUUAUAGUUAUGCUAACACAAUUGAUCGAGAAAGGCAAAGAAAAAUGUCAUCAAUAUUAUCCAGCGAUUAGGGAAACCUUUCGAUAUGAGAACAUGACGAUACGAUGUACAAGCGAAUUAGAUUUCAGAACUCACACUCAAAGAACACUUAUAUUACAAAAGGAAAAUAAAAAAAGAAAUAUCACUCACUUGCACUUUAAAGAUUGGCCUGAUCAUGAUGUUCCGGAAGAUUUCGAUGCGAUGAUCAAUUUUUGUCAAAUUAUGCGCCGCAAUAUUAGCAGCAACAAGGAUUACAUUGUUGUUCACUGCAGCGCAGGCAUCGGUAGAACAGGAACGUUAAUAGCGAUAGAUAUUCUUCUGCAACAUCUUAGAGAUAACAGAAAGUUAGAUGUCUUCGGAACUGUAUAUAGACUGCGACAUCAUAGAAUAAAUAUGGUGCAAAGAGAAAGUCAAUAUGCUUAUAUAUAUAAUUGUAUAAAGCAAGUACUCAAGAAUCCCUAUUUCUUAAAAACUUAUAAACCACCACCGGUUGAUCCAGUAUACGAGAACAUCUCUAAGGUCAAAGAUACAACGAAUUCAGAUAUAAAUCUAGUCAACAAUCUUGAAAUAUUAAAAAAGCACAAUAGUUCUGUAUCUAUGGAAUCUCUGGAAUCACUCUACAAUCUCUUUCCUUGGUCAACGAGAUUCCAAAAAAGAAAUAGCGGUUUGAGACAAUACAAAUCAAUGGGUUCCAUAAAUGUAAAAACCCAACAAAUUUCUAUAGGAAAAUCCCGAACUUUGGAUUGUGUCGUUUAUAAAUCACUGAAUAAUUCAUCAUAUGAAUUAGAUAGAGAAAGUAUAAAACAGGAGAAUUCUCCGUUAUUGUUAACUUGUUCAAGAUCAGCUCAAGAUGUACUUGGUGAUAGCACGCAAUAUACAAUGGACAGUAAGCAUUGUCAUAUCAUUUUGUUGAAAUUUAUAUUUAUGUAUUGCAUGAAUUGUGCGUUAUAUAUUUUCCUUGCACAACAGUGAUUUAUGAAAUCUAUAUUUUUUGCAGACAUGUGAAAGAGAUGAUUAAGUUGUAUAAUUUACAUACAUUAAAUUAUAAUCACAGAGAAUACGUAGAUAUAUAUAUUCGAUUGGAUUAUAAACCAAUUAUAUGUAAAUAGACCAUAUAUUAACAAAAUUAAUAGGAAUACUUAGGAUAGAAUUAAUGUUACUUUGAACAUUCUUUACAAAUAAUCACAAUUCUGUGCAAGCAUUCCCAUAUAUUCAUGUAUAUGUAUAAACAAAAUGUAUUAUAUAAUACUAUUUAAUGCUUACUAGCAUUAUAUCGUACAUAUUAUCUUAAAUAAUCUCUAGUCCAGUUAAAAUUGGAGUAAUUGAAAUAUUUUAUAAAGAUAAUUAGAAAAUCUUUGAAAAUAUAAUCCAUAAGAAUUGUAUAUACAUUUCUACAGCUUAUAAAGAUCAUAUAUUUUAUACACGCAUUUAUACUUAUAUUUAAGAUACGCAUAACACAUACAAUUACGAUAUGAAGAAAU
This is a messenger RNA of Nylanderia fulva, 5062 nucleotides long. RefSeq names its product Protein tyrosine phosphatase 52F. Lineage: Eukaryota; Metazoa; Arthropoda; Insecta; Hymenoptera; Formicidae. Gene Ontology annotation, biological process: protein dephosphorylation. Gene Ontology annotation, molecular function: protein binding; protein tyrosine phosphatase activity. The record is from RefSeq and is a predicted model, not a curated record.